AUGGCAGAAAGAAUUAGCCCUUUCUUUCUCUGCCCACUCUCAACCUUGUUAAUAGCAGCACCAUGUGGUGGCUUGACCAUUGAGCUCAUCCAUAGACAUUCUCCACAGUCACCUUUCUACCAACCAAACCUCACCCACAAACAGAGAAUCCAAACUCUUGCUUACCAGUCCAUCACUCGAGCUCAAUACAUCAAAAACAUGACAAAAAAUCAAACAUUUUCCUAUACUCCUGAAACAGUUCGUGUUCUCGUGAACACUAUGCUAGGCCUCGCACUCUAUAGAGUUAAAAUCGGGCUCGGCACCAUCCCAACCUCCUCUCCACCAUACAAAUCUUACAACCUUGUUUUCGACACUGGCAGCGAUCUCACUUGUCUUCAAUGUGAAUAUUGUAGAAGGCACCACUGCUUUGCCGUGGAAGAUGAACCAUUCCAUGUACUAGUUCAACUUCUUACAAGCUUCUGCGAUGUAAUGGACAUCCUCUUUGCGAGGGGCCUUGCAUUGAAGGCUAGUGUGAUUUUGAGAGAGGCUAUAUGCAGACCAGAGCUAUGUGUCCUUUGCUGCAUGGGUCUUGGAUUUGGUCCCAAAACGUUUGUUAACCGAAUAGACUCUCAAGGUCAAAGCAAUGGUCGUUUCUCGUACUGCCUCAGACGAGAAAGAACAAUGGGGGCCACCAGUUCAUUCAUUCGAUUUGGUGCAGAUAUAGAGCAAAGGCCCUACCUAAGCGUGACAGAAUUAAGGAGAAACAACAACAUGGUACUCUACUACAUAAACUUAAUAGGAAUAAGUGUCAAUGGCUACAGGCUCAACAUACCAGAGCAAGAAUUUGAAAAUUCAAAAAGAUGGAUGCGGAGGCAGCAUAAUUGA
Messenger RNA from Prunus mume (Japanese apricot), 864 nucleotides. Lineage: Eukaryota; Viridiplantae; Streptophyta; Magnoliopsida; Rosales; Rosaceae. The record is from RefSeq and is a predicted model, not a curated record.